Molecule: messenger RNA, 567 nt
Organism: Penicillium robsamsonii
Lineage: Eukaryota; Fungi; Ascomycota; Eurotiomycetes; Eurotiales; Aspergillaceae
Exons: 3
Coding region: 1-567 (188 amino acids)
Source: RefSeq, a predicted model, not a curated record
AUGGCUCCGAGAACGUACCUUACUACUGGCUUGAGGCAUCUACCCAAGCCCCGCACCCUGGAGCCUGGCGAAGCCCUUCUCGUUCGGUACAAGAAUUCCCUACGGCAGUACAAGUCUGACGUGUGGAUUGGCGUGCCAACUGAUGGUGCUUGGGUGACGCACCCGAAAGACCGGAUUUACUCCAUGUAUCUUCCGGGCCGCAAUAUGUACAAAUGGGUCGGACUUCAGGAUCUCUUUGUUCUGAAGGAAAAGACUAUCAAUGUUCUCCGGCGUGCCCAGAGAGAGCCAGAUGCCAAGAUCUGGGACGAUAUUCUGGAAAUCGUUCGAAGUGAGCCUGGGCUGGAGAAGAACAUGGCUCUCCAGGAGCUCGGCACCAAGGGCAAACGAGGGAAGGAACUCCGUUUCGUUCUUCCAAGUGGUCACGAGGACCUUGUCUCUUGUGGAGAAAGUCAUGCUGACUUUGAGUCGGAGAAAGAAGAGGAUGGUGAUGAAGAUGAGAAUAAAGAAGCCCCAUCGGAUCACGCGGAGCCCGCUACUCCUGCUGCACCUGGCUCAUCUAACAUCUAA